Molecule: messenger RNA, 1050 nt
Organism: Epithele typhae
Lineage: Eukaryota; Fungi; Basidiomycota; Agaricomycetes; Polyporales; Epitheliaceae
Exons: 2
Coding region: 1-1050 (349 amino acids)
Molecular function (GO): nucleic acid binding; RNA-DNA hybrid ribonuclease activity
Source: RefSeq, a predicted model, not a curated record
AUGGCGGAGGCAACCUCCCUACGGAAGAAACACGAAGACCAGGGAUAUAUACUCCAAAAGGAACCAGAACUCACCAAAGCAAUCGUCGCCGCACUACGACAAAGGAAAGGUCAUACAGCCUUCCAGUGGGUCAAGGGACACCAAGGACACCCUCUGAACGAACUUGCGGACGAACUCGCAGGGAAGGCAGCAAAAAAGCGCAGGGGAAACUGCGUCGAACUGACCAUCCCCGCAAACCUGAACGUCACGGGUGCCCGCCUCACCUCAAUGACACAAAAGUUAGCCUACAAAGCGGUCAGACAGAUGAAAAGCCGCGAGACGCACCCGCGUCCCCGUACCGUCAAGAUCACGACCUCGGAGUCGACCUCCACGAACAAACACUGGUCGUCCCUCCGCAAAAAAGACCUGAUAACAAAAGAAACACGUCAGUGGAUGUGGACGACACUGCACGAUGCCUAUUGGAUCGGAAACAGAUGGCUGGAGGCCUCAAUGCCCGCUGACCUGCAGGAGCGCGCAGUCUGCAAACACUGCAACGCAACCGAGGACAUGACCCACAUUCUCUUCGCAUGUGACGAACCGGGACGCGAGAUUGUCUGGAAACUACUCACCGAACACUGGCAAACGACAGGAGGACCCCCGAUAAUCCCGACCUGGGGCUCCGUCCUGGGAGCAGCAUGCGUCCCCUUCCCAAACGACAAAGGAGCGAGAAGAGUGACAAUGGAGAGACGAUGGACGAUCUUAGCCACCGAGUCAGCGCAUCUCAUAUGGAAACUCAGGUGUGAACGGGUCAUUGGCAGGGAGAACGAACCUUUCAAUGAGAACGAAGUAAGAAAUAGAUGGUACGCGACUUUGGAACGUCGUCUAGACUUGGAGAGGCGUUAUGCGGCGCUUACGGAAGGAAGACAGCGCGCAAAGCGUCUCAAGACAGUAGACGCCAUUUGGACGCCGCUGAUACAAUAUAACGAAGACCUCCCGCCCAAUUGGGUCGAAAAAUGCGGGGUUUUAGUGGGUAUUUGUAAGACGCCCUGCAGAAGAUCAGGGCAAGGCUGA